This is a messenger RNA of Odobenus rosmarus divergens (Pacific walrus), 1748 nucleotides long. RefSeq names its product solute carrier family 22 (organic anion/urate transporter), member 12 (gene SLC22A12). NCBI's taxonomy places the organism in Eukaryota, Metazoa, Chordata, Mammalia, Carnivora, Odobenidae. Gene Ontology annotation, molecular function: transmembrane transporter activity. The transcript is spliced from 10 exons. The record is from RefSeq and is a predicted model, not a curated record. Bases 87 to 1748 code for a protein of 553 amino acids. Gene Ontology annotation, biological process: transmembrane transport. Gene Ontology annotation, cellular component: membrane.
GAAGCAGGUCCCCCGCGUUGGCCCCUUUGCCCCGGGCCAGCUUCUGUGAAGUGGGCACCUCCACUGGGCCCCCCCGGGCAGGCUCCAUGGCAUUUUCUGAACUCCUGGACCAAGUGGGUGGCCUGGGCAGGUUCCAGGUUCUCCAGAUGGUGGCUCUGGUGGUCCCCAUCAUGUGGCUCACCACUCAGGGCAUGCUGGAGAACUUCUCGGCCGCCGUGCCCAGCCACCGAUGCUGGGUGCCCCUCCUGGACAACAGCACUGCCCAGGCCAGUGUCCCCGGGGCCCUGGGCCCCAAGGACCUCCUGACCGUCUCCAUCCCCCCGGGCCCCAACCAUGAGCCCCACCAGUGUCGCCGCUUCCGCCAACCACAGUGGCAGCUCCUGGACCCCAACGCCACGGCCACCAACUGGAGCGAGGCUGCCACAGAGCCGUGCAUGGAUGGCUGGGUCUAUGACCGCAGCACCUUCACCUCCACCAUUGUGGCCAAGUGGGACCUGGUGUGUGACUCCCACGCCCUAAAGCCCAUGGCCCAGUCCAUCUACCUGUCUGGGAUCCUGUUGGGAGCUGCGGUGUGCGGCCACAUCUCCGACAGGUUUGGGCGCAGGCUGGUGCUGACCUGGAACUACCUUCAGAUGGCCAUGUCGGGCACGGCCGCUGCCUUCGCCCCCACCUUCUCCGUGUACUGCCUGUUCCGCUUCCUGGCGGCCUUCGGCGUGGCGGGCGUCAUGAUGAACACCAGCACGCUCCUGAUGGAGUGGACGUCGGCGCGCGCCCGAGCCUUGGCGAUGACCUUGAACUCCCUGGGCUUCAGCUUCGGCCAGGUCCUGAUGGCCGCCGUGGCCUACGGUGUGCGGGACUGGGCCCUGCUGCAGCUGGUGGUCUCUGCCCCCUUCUUCCUCUGCUUUGUGUACUCCUGGUGGCUGGCAGAGUCGGCCCGAUGGCUCCUCAUCACAGGCAGGCUGGAGCAGGGCCUGCGGGAGCUGCGGAGGGUGGCUGCCAUCAACAGGAAGAGGGUGGUGGAGGGCACACUGACCACCGAGGUCUUGCUCUCAGCCAUGCAGGAGGAGCUGAGUGUGGGCCAGGCCCCUGCCAGCCUGGGUGCCCUGUUCUGCACACCUGGGCUGCCCCUCCGGACCGGCAUCUCCACUUUGUGCUGGUUCGCCUUUGGCUUCACCUUCUACGGCCUGGCCCUGGACCUGCAGGCCCUAGACAGCAACAUCUUCCUGCUCCAGGUCCUCAUUGGGGUCGUGGACAUUCCGGCCAAGAUAGGCUCCCUGCUGCUGCUGAGCCGUCUGGGCCGCCGGCCCACCCAGGUGGGGUCCCUGGUGCUGUCAGGGCUCUGCAUCCUAGCCAACACGCUGGUGCCCUACGAGAUGGGGGCCCUGCGUUCAGCCCUGGCCGUGCUGGGGCUCGGGGGCCUGGGGGCCGCCUUCACCUGCUUCAGCAUCUACACCGGUGAGCUCUUCCCCACCGUGCUCAGGAUGACCGCGGUGGGCCUGGGCCAGAUGGCAGCCCGAGUGGGAGCGAUCCUGGGGCCUCUGGUCCGGCUGCUGGCUGUCCAUGGCCGCUGGCUGCCCCUGCUGGUAUACGGGGGGGUGCCAGUCCUUAGUGGCCUGGCUGCCCUCCUGCUCCCAGAGACUCAGAGCCUGCCGCUGCCUGACACCAUUCAAGAUGUGCAGAACCAGGCGGUAAAGAAGGCGACACACAACACCCCGGGGCCCACUGUCCUGAAAUCCACACACUUUUAA